UAUCUGCUCCCCUUGCUGAGCGCAAGAACCUUUAAAAAAUGUCCAACUUCUGUCUCAGGGCUGGUCGCCUAGUAAAGGACUCCACAGAGGCGUGCAGAAUGAAUGAAUGAAAGGCAACGUCUUCCGGUCAGCUGCGGUCUGCAAAGGCUCUGGUCUGGCUGUAUUUCCUGUACGUGUGUGUGUCCACAUCUUUUGAGUGCCGGGAGUUUAAAAGUUAGGCAGUCCUUAUAGGUAUGGAGCCGAGCUAAUUUCCUUCUGAGCCCCACAAAUGCCUCCUCCAUAUGGCAGGUCCGCAAAUGGGGGGAUCUGCAGAGGAUCACCCCUCACGAAAAAGACAUGCAGCAGAAAAGCAAAAAAAGGAAACAAUUAUAUAUACAAAAUGCUAUGAAUUUGAGUCGGCCACACAGCGCCCGAUUGACCGCCAGCGAUACGACGAGAACGAAGACUUGUCGGACGUGGAGGAGAUCGUCAGCGUCCGCGGCUUCAGCCUGGAGGAGAAGCUUCGCAGCCAGCUGUACCAGGGGGACUUCGUGCACGCCAUGGAGGGCAAAGAUUUCAACUAUGAGUACGUACAGAGAGAAGCUCUCAGGGUUCCCCUGAUAUUUCGAGAAAAGGAUGGACUGGGAAUUAAGAUGCCUGACCCUGAUUUCACAGUCCGAGACGUCAAACUCCUAGUGGGGAGUCGGCGGCUUGUGGACGUGAUGGAUGUGAACACCCAGAAGGGCACAGAGAUGAGCAUGUCCCAGUUUGUGCGUUACUACGAGACGCCUGAGGCCCAGCGGGACAAGCUGUACAAUGUCAUCAGCCUAGAGUUCAGCCACACCAAGCUGGAGCACUUGGUCAAGCGUCCGACUGUGGUAGACCUGGUGGACUGGGUGGACAACAUGUGGCCCCAGCAUCUGAAGGAGAAGCAGACAGAAGCCACGAAUGCCAUUGCAGAGAUGAAGUAUCCGAAAGUGAAGAAGUACUGUCUGAUGAGCGUGAAAGGUUGUUUCACCGACUUCCACAUCGACUUUGGAGGCACUUCCGUUUGGUACCAUGUUUUCCGGGGUGGGAAGAUUUUUUGGCUGAUUCCUCCAACGCUGCACAAUUUGGCGCUGUACGAGGAGUGGGUGCUGUCAGGCAAACAGAGUGACAUCUUUCUGGGAGACCGUGUGGAACGAUGCCAAAGAAUUGAGCUGAAGCAGGGCUACACAUUUUUCAUCCCUUCCGGUUGGAUCCAUGCCGUCUACACCCCUGUAGACUCUUUGGUAUUCGGCGGAAACAUCCUGCACAGCUUUAACGUGCCCAUGCAGCUGCGGAUCUAUGAGAUCGAGGACAGGACGCGGGAUUGUCAGAGAAGCUGGAUCUAUGGAGUAAAGGGGACUUUUGGCGAGUGGAAGUUCCAAAGACCUUGGCAGAGAGUUAGGCGUCAUCUUGGUCUUUCUUGUGACCCUUCCCCCACAGAUGCCCCGAGGAAGCCCAGCAUAGACGGCUUCUCUUCAGAUUCCUGGCUGGAGAUGGAGGAGGAGGCCUGUGAUCAGCAGCCUCAGGAGGAGGAGGAGAAGGACGAGGAGGGCGAGGGCAGGGACAGGGCACCCAAACCGCCCACCGAUGGCUCCGCUUCACCCACCAGCAUGCCCUCCGAGGACCAGGAGGCCCUCGGGAAGAAGCCCAAAGCACCUGCCCUGCGAUUCCUCAAAAGGACUUUGUCUAACGAGUCAGAGGAGAGCGUGAAGUCCACCACAUUGCCCGUAGACUACCCCAAGACCCCCACUGGCUCUCCCGCCACGGAGGUCUCUGCUAAAUGGACCCAUCUCACCGAGUUUGAACUGAAGGGCCUGAAAGCUCUGGUGGAGAAACUGGAAUCCCUCCCGGAGAACAAGAAGUGUGUCCCUGAGGGCAUCGAGGACCCCCAGGCACUCCUGGAGGGUGUGAAGAACGUCCUGAAGGAGCACGCGGACGAUGACCCUAGUCUGGCCAUCACUGGGGUCCCUGUGGUGACUUGGCCAAAGAAGACUCCAAAGAACCGGGCUGUGGGUCGGCCCAAGGGGAAGCUGGGCCCGGCCUCCGCGGUGAAGUUGGCCGCCAACCGGACAACGGCAGGAGCUCGGCGGCGCCGGACGCGAUGCCGCAAGUGCGAGGCCUGCCUGCGGACCGAGUGCGGAGAGUGCCACUUCUGCAAGGACAUGAAGAAGUUCGGGGGCCCCGGGCGCAUGAAGCAGAGCUGCAUCAUGCGGCAGUGCAUCGCGCCAGUGCUCCCCCACACCGCCGUGUGCCUUGUGUGUGGCGAGGCGGGGAAGGAAGACACAGUGGAAGAGGAGGAAGGCAAGUUUAACCUCAUGCUCAUGGAGUGCUCCAUCUGCAACGAAAUCAUCCACCCCGGAUGCCUUAAGAUUAAGGAGUCAGAGGGUGUGGUCAACGACGAGCUUCCAAACUGCUGGGAGUGUCCGAAGUGUAACCACGCCGGCAAGACCGGGAAACAAAAGCGUGGCCCUGGCUUUAAGUACGCCUCCAACCUGCCCGGCUCCCUGCUCAAGGAGCAGAAGAUGAACCGGGACAACAAGGAAGGGCAGGAACCUGCCAAGCGGAGGAGCGAAUGUGAGGAGGCGCCCCGGCGCAGGUCGGACGAGCACCCCAAGAAGGUGCCGCCGGACGGCCUCCUGCGCAGAAAGUCUGAUGACGUGCACCUGAGGAAGAAGCGGAAAUACGAGAAGCCCCAGGAGCUGAGUGGACGCAAGCGGGCCUCAUCGCUUCAAACGUCCCCCGGUUCCUCCUCUCACCUCUCGCCGAGGCCCCCUCUAGGCAGCAGCCUCAGCCCCUGGUGGAGAUCCAGUCUCACUUACUUCCAGCAGCAGCUCAAACCUGGCAAAGAAGAUAAGCUUUUCAGGAAAAAGCGUCGGUCCUGGAAGAACGCCGAGGACCGCAUGGCGCUGGCCAACAAGCCCCUCCGGCGCUUCAAGCAGGAACCCGAGGACGAUCUGCCCGAGGCACCCCCAAAGACCAGGGAGAGCGACCACUCCCGCUCCAGCUCCCCCACCGCAGGACCCAGCACCGAGGGGACCGAGGGCCCGGAGGAGAAGAAGAAGGUGAAGAUGCGCCGGAAGCGGCGGCUUCCCAACAAGGAGCUGAGCAGGGAGCUGAGCAAGGAGCUCAACCACGAGAUCCAGAGGACGGAGAGCAGCCUGGCCAACGAGAACCAGCAGCCCAUCAAGUCGGAGCCUGAGAGCGAGGGCGAGGAGCCCAAGCGGCCCCCAGGCGUCUGCGAGCGUCCCCACCGCUUCAGCAAGGGGCUCAACGGCACCCCUCGGGAGCUGCGGCACCAGCUGGGACCCGGCCUGCGCAGCCCGCCCCGUGUCAUCUCCCGGCCCCCACCCUCCGUGUCCCCGCCCAAGUGUAUCCAGAUGGAGCGCCAUGUGAUCCGGCCACCCCCCAUCAGCCCCCCGCCUGACUCGCUACCCCUGGACGAUGGGGCAGCCCACGUCAUGCACAGGGAGGUGUGGAUGGCCGUCUUCAGCUACCUCAGCCACCAAGACCUGUGCGUCUGCAUGCGGGUCUGCAGGACCUGGAACCGCUGGUGCUGCGAUAAGCGGUUGUGGACCCGCAUUGACCUGAACCACUGCAAGUCUAUCACACCCCUGAUGCUGAGUGGCAUCAUCCGGCGACAGCCUGUCUCCCUCGACCUCAGCUGGACCAAUAUCUCCAAGAAGCAGCUGAGCUGGCUCAUCAACCGGCUGCCUGGGCUCCGGGACUUGGUGCUGUCAGGCUGCUCAUGGAUCGCGGUCUCGGCCCUUUGCAGCUCCAGUUGUCCGCUGCUCCGGACUCUGGAUGUCCAGUGGGUGGAGGGACUAAAGGAUGCCCAGAUGCGGGAUCUCCUGUCCCCGCCCACAGACAACAGGCCAGGUCAGAUGGACAAUCGGAGCAAGCUCCGCAACAUCGUGGAGCUGCGCCUGGCAGGCCUGGACAUCACAGAUGCCUCCCUGCGGCUCAUCAUCCGUCACAUGCCCCUGCUCUCCAAGCUCCACCUCAGUUACUGUAACCACGUCACCGACCAGUCCAUCAACCUGCUCACCGCUGUUGGCACCACCACCCGAGACUCCUUAACCGAGAUCAACCUGUCUGACUGCAAUAAGGUCACUGAUCAGUGCCUGUCCUUCUUCAAACGCUGUGGAAACAUCUGUCACAUUGACCUGAGGUACUGCAAGCAAGUCACCAAGGAAGGCUGUGAGCAGUUCAUAGCCGAGAUGUCUGUGAGUGUCCAGUUUGGGCAAGUAGAAGAAAAACUCCUGCAAAAACUGAGUUAGUCCAAGGACAAGAAUGUAAAUACGGGGUGGGCUCUGGGAGGGGAAGAGACUUUACAAAAAUGAGGGCUUUUAUUUUCCAUUUGGAACGUGGGACAACAGACCACAACGCAAUUCCAUUUUGCAAGUCUUUCCAAGGGAGAAGCUGUUCAACCACCCAUUUCGGGGAUGAGUGAGCCGACACUUUCCUUUGGUCUUUCUAAAUCGUAACUGCACUGCUUUCUGGACCAUUUCUAAGGCGGCCUUUACAAGAAGACAUUCCUAUCAGAGAGGAGGGUGGACUUUGGAGAAAUUCUCAUACUGAAGCAUGAGCUUAGGAGUUUCUGUUAGUGGUAGUGGUGUUUUGGACACUUCAUUCCUUGCAACACUGAGGUUUUGGGUGUUGACGUAAAGUGGACCACACACCACAUCUGCUGCCGUCUUGACACUUUUUUUUGUUUGGUUGGUUUUGUUACAUCCUACAUUAUGCAGAACUAUUUUUGUACAAAUUGUUUAAAAGUUAUUUAUGCAAGGUUUGAAUGCAUACCAGUGUUUUUAUUGUUUUGAGAUUGCCAAUGUUCCUGAUUUCCUUAAGGUAGGAGAGAAUUUAACGUGUACUUCAUCGACACAGCCCAUCUACAAAUGUGCCCAGAUCUAACAAAGCAGGCUAAGACCUUCCACUUAAAAGCAUGUUUAACUGGAAGUUGAGAGCCUGCUUUGUACCUCAAGAGUUACAUGAGCAUGUUGUGGAUAAAUGUAAAUUAUAGUUGAAGUAAGAUACUCUGCCAAGUUUCCUCUGUAGAGAAUUCACUUUUCUCAAAUUUUAAAAUUUCGACUUCAGCCUUUGCACUCAGGAGGGUCUGCUCCAGCAUGAGCUCUUGUACUUACAUAGAUCUAAUUUAUACAGUGAGUCAAGACGUAGAAUAAAUGCUCCCACAUAGCCUUUCUUUUGCUUUUUUCUCUCCUCUGAAGUGUGACUUGAGUUCUCAUUUAGGUUUGUAACAUGGCUAUUUCCUAGUUGUAACGUUCUGCAUUUAUAAGUGCCAUUGUUGUAAGGUGGUGUUUCCUAGACCUUCCCUGAUGCGAUUUUACCUUUGUUGAAUUUGUAUAAACAAUUGUACAAAAAAAAACCACUCUUGAACUUUGCGGGUUUUUGUUCUAGGAGUGGACUAGAAGUUUAAGCCCAGAGUCAGUAAACCCUGUUUUGAGGCCCAAACAAUGUAAUUUCUGAUUCAUCUGAUGUACCCUGUGGUGCGUCAUUUUUCUUUCUUCUUCAGAAAGAAAUCUGUUUCUGGCUAAUAAAGGUAUGCUCUGACAACGGCUGCACAUA
Molecule: messenger RNA, 5589 nt
Organism: Chlorocebus sabaeus (green monkey)
Lineage: Eukaryota; Metazoa; Chordata; Mammalia; Primates; Cercopithecidae
Source: RefSeq, a predicted model, not a curated record